AUGAUUCCUCACAGGAGUACUGCGCUUCUCACAAUCAUCGUUUUUAUCGCGCUUCUUUUGGUGAUAUUCUCAGCAUCUCCGCGUCCAGACUCUUCAUCUGAAGUCACCGGCCCAGCCAGAUAUGUACCCCGACCGAAGUUGCCUUCGUUGAGCGAUCUUCAUCUACCUUCAUUUCACCCAACGGUUCAUACGCCGCCCGAACCACAACCAAACAGUACUAGCGGCGAGUCGAAGUGGUUUAGCAAUUGGGCUUGGAUUAACCCAUUCUCAUCUUCCAUAACCCUCGACGAGAACCGCUCAGUACUGCCUCCUUUACGAGACCGACCGUUUAUAUACACAUACUACGAACCAACCAAGGGCGAUGAUGAAAAGGAUACGCAACAAGCCGAUGCUCAGAUUCUUCUUGCAUGGCGCAGAGCUUGGUUUGCGCAAGGAUUCCGGCCUGUUAUUCUGGGUCGCGCAGAGGCUAUGAAUAAUGAUCUUUAUUCGCUGAUGCAACCCAUGAAACUUACCCCUAAACUUGAGAAUGAGCUGUUCCGCUGGCUCGCCUGGGGCCAUAUGGGGGAUGGCUUACUUGCAGAUUGGCACUGCUUUCCGAUGGCGCGUUACGAUGAUGACCUCCUGUCUUCUUUGCGACGCGGUACCGAUCCGGCUGUGAUUACCCGGUUUGACCGCAUUGAUAGCGCUCUGUUUGCGGGAGAGAAAACACGGAUCAAUAAUGCGAUCAAGGAAGCAGUCAAGAAAGCCUCUGAGACUUCGAACUCUAUGUUAGAUCUGGUUCCUCCAGAGUUCUUCAGAAUCGAGUCACCACCGACUUCUCUAGCUUUCUAUGACUCUGCUACUAUCCAUUCCGACUACCCGACACUUUCAGAGAAAUCAUCAUCAACAGCGGGCCGACUCGCGUUGGCAGAGCUCAUCAAUGCGCAUUUACAUAAUACUUUCCAGAACGCAUUCCCAGCCGGCAUAGCUGUCUUAAAGCCAUUUACUGAACAUACUACUGCUUUGGUAGAGCCAGCCUUGCGGCUCGCCAAAGCCCUCGUUCAAUGCCCUAAAUCCCCUGUGCCAUCAUCUUGUCCUCCAAACCAGCCGAAGUGCCAUCCCUGCGAUGCAGGAAAGCCGAUGCAGGUUAGCCAGCCGGCUACCUACCGAAACACGACUCGAGUGUUCACCAUAGGGACUCUUCCCCAUCCAUACACUCUUAUUAGUUUGCAGCAGGAUUCGGCGGAAGUUACCACCCGGCACAUCCGUCGCGAGACGGAGCGUGACCCAUGGCUGACAGAAGUCACUAAGGAACAGUUGGGCGUUGACAUUGGUGGAUCAUCACGCGCCGUGGUCUUCAAAAAGGCCGUCGCCGAUGACGCCAUGGUCGGUACUUCCUUGUGGAUGACAGUCGAGUCCUUGCCUUCCGAGGCCGGCCAGUCCCUCCCAUCUGACCUUUUAGACGAAUUCGAAUGGCAAUUUGGAUUCCAGAUUCCUCGGGAGGAUAAUAAUGUGGACUCUAAGAACGAAGGUGACAUCAAGGAGUCCGUGCAGAAUGCCAACCCUAGCCGACAAGGCGUCGCAAAGGAGUACGACAUCCUAAAACAGGCCAGGGAAGUCUUGAAGAGCAAGGAGACCAAUCGGAUUGGCAUCAAAGAUGUGGCAGAAGCCUGGAACCUGGCAGACACGGAAGUAUGGCGAUUUGUGAGAGCGUACCGGGCCCGAAGUGUUGUGGAACGUAAGAAGUGGCAGGAGGACGAGAAAGACUUCGUUGGCGCUAAACUAAAGGACUAA
Messenger RNA from Aspergillus oryzae RIB40, 1773 nucleotides. RefSeq lists its product as uncharacterized. Lineage: Eukaryota; Fungi; Ascomycota; Eurotiomycetes; Eurotiales; Aspergillaceae. The transcript has 2 exons. Bases 1 to 1773 code for a protein of 590 amino acids. The record is from RefSeq and is a predicted model, not a curated record.